AUGGAUAACGGUUUUAUAUUGUAUGAUAGAUAUCAUGAUUACAUGUUACUAUGUUCGAUGUUAAUAGUUCUCCUUUCGUUUUUGGUUUGGAGAAAUUCAUUUUUCUUGUCGCCACUCUUGAGAAAUAUACAACAGAUUCUUAGAGGUGAACAAAGAUCAAGUACACCACAAUCAUCAUCAUCAUCAUCAUCAUCACAACAACAAUCACAACAACAACAAACACAAUCAAAUGAUCAAGUACAACAAACAGAACCAUUCACAGAAACAUUAACUGGUAACGAUGUUUUCGAUGUCAAUAUCAUUCAAUCUGAAACUACCUAUCAUAGACAAUACAAGAAAUCAAAGAUACAUACUGUUUAUGAUCUAAAGAAAUAUUUUUAUCCAAAUGAUGUAGCAAGUCAAAAAAGAAUAAUCUUUAUUCACAAUGUAAAUACUAUACAAUUGGUAACUUCAUCAACAGAAUAUCAAGCAAAUUCUUUAAAAGAUAAAGAACAAUGUAUAUUAAUGACUACAAAUGAAUCUGUACUCGAUGGUAUCAAAGAGAUCGAGUUUACUGGUAGUUGCUUUUUAACCGGUGUUGGGUAUAUACCAGGUUUAGAUAGAGUUGAUCGAUUCUCUUUUUUUAAUAUUGAAUAUCCUGUGGUGGACUGUCACUUCCCAAAUAACUUGAGAAGCCUAUCAAUUGGAUCCGAUAGUAUAUUUUGGUCAUUCGAUGAAGGAUUACACCUACCAGAGCAACUUGAGUCAUUGGAAUUGGGAUUGGGAUGUGAAUAUCUGCUUGCCAAAGGAUUCUUACCGGCAUCACUGAAAAAACUGACACUCCACCAUCAAUAUACCGCUCGUAUUAGACGUGGUGUACUUCCAAAGUCACUAGAGAGUCUAACCAUUCAAUGUAAAGAGUAUAAUCAACCAAUUACAAGAGGAACUCUUCCAAACACUUUGAAAUAUCUAUCUCUUUCAUCGUAUAGUGGUGAUUUGUUAUUCUAUAAUGAUGAAGAUGAAAAUGAUGACGAUAAUGAUGAUGAUGAUGAUGAUAGAGAUACUUUAAUAGAUGGAUUAAACACUCAUAUACCAAUGAUGAAUCUUGAGUAUCUUGCAAUUGGAACGCCAUAUGGAAAGAACUAUUCUAAUUUUAAACAGAGAUUACCGGAUGGUUUGAAAGUGGUAGAUCUACUUAGCAAUUUUCAACAAGCCAUCAACAAAAAAUCAAUAGCAUGCUGGCCAAGUUCCAUUGAAACACUUUGCACAACUCGAUAUCCAUCCUUAACAAAGUCUCUAAACAUACCGAGCUCAGUAAGAACUCUAAAGAUCAAUCAUUUGGUUCCACCAUUAAAAAAGAUACACCAGCCCAAUAAUAUCAAAUCGAUCGCCAUCGAUAAUAUGCCCACCGAUUCUUUUAAUUUCACUUGGCUAUCACCUAAUAUUACAUCUAUAGCACUGCCAAUGAGACUUUGCACACCUGGUAAGCUAGAGUCACUACCAAUCACUCUUAGAGAUAUCACUGUUCUUCAAAAUUUCGAUCAUCAAAUUCUCUAUCAACUGAGAAGAUUGGAUUCUACUCAAAAAUUCAUUAUAUACACACCAUAUAUUCAAUUAAAUAAGGGUAGAAUCAUUCAUAAUCUAUCCAUCAUCAAAAAAUAA
This is a messenger RNA of Heterostelium album PN500, 1641 nucleotides long. RefSeq names its product FNIP repeat-containing protein. NCBI's taxonomy places the organism in Eukaryota, Evosea, Eumycetozoa, Acytosteliales, Acytosteliaceae. The record is from RefSeq and is a predicted model, not a curated record. Bases 1 to 1641 code for a protein of 546 amino acids. The transcript is spliced from 4 exons.